GAGCAGCUAUGGUGAAGCUGGGCAGCAAUCUGUCAGAUAAGCUGGAGAAGCAGCCAUCUGUGGACGAUGGCUUUGAUAACAUUCCCCUCAUCACACCCCUGGAGGUCAACCAGCUCCAGCAGUCAUUCGCAGACAAGGUCAUUGUGAAGACGUCGACACAGUACCAGCUGCAGCAGCAGAAGAAGAACAAGCUGUAUGUUCCCAACAUUAAGAAGCUGAAUAUCAACUUCUACAGUGAUGUUUCUGAGAAGGCCAAGAUCACAGGUCUGAUCCUCAUCACUUUGGCCUUCUUGACCAGCCUGCUCCUCCUGCUCAUGUACAAAACCAUGUGGUACGACCAACUUACCUGUCCAGAGGGUUUCAUCCUUAAGCAGAAGCACUGCACCCCUGCAGCUCUGGAGAUGUACUACACAGAGCAGCAGCAGCAGCAGCAGCAGCAGGAGCCCGGCGUCCACGGCAGCACCAACACCGGGCUGUACGCCGCUCUCAGCCACCUCAACCAGGUCAAGAGGACUGAGCCUGAGCUGCCGUCGCCAUGGUUACCAGUCAUCAGCGCUCUGAAGGAGGCCGAGGUGGCCAAACAAGGCAGCGAGUCGCUGAAAGGAGCGCUGGAGGGAGAAAAGUGA
Molecule: messenger RNA, 626 nt
Organism: Stegastes partitus (bicolor damselfish)
Lineage: Eukaryota; Metazoa; Chordata; Actinopteri; Pomacentridae
Gene: caly
Product: calcyon neuron-specific vesicular protein
Exons: 4
Coding region: 9-626 (205 amino acids)
Biological process (GO): endosomal transport; clathrin coat assembly
Cellular component (GO): membrane; endosome
Molecular function (GO): clathrin light chain binding
Source: RefSeq, a predicted model, not a curated record